Molecule: messenger RNA, 1601 nt
Organism: Vigna unguiculata (cowpea)
Lineage: Eukaryota; Viridiplantae; Streptophyta; Magnoliopsida; Fabales; Fabaceae
Biological process (GO): mitochondrion organization
Cellular component (GO): membrane; mitochondrion
Source: RefSeq, a predicted model, not a curated record
GUGUAAAAUCUGAACAAACUAAGAAAAAAUAGAAGGAAGAGGUUUUACUAGGGUUUUCACAAUUAACAAAGAGGAAGAAAAUUUAAGCGCACUAGAACUGCAGAGAACUCCGGAGCACGAAAAUGGCGACCAUUUGGAAAACCAACGCCGCAAGAAACGCAGUGCGUUGUUUGAGCCAAUCGUUGGCUUCUACUAGCCGCACUCCUUCAAUUCCCUCUCGCACUCCUUCAAUUCCCUCUCAUUUCUCCUCCGUUCGAUAUCUCCGCACAGGUCGCGAUCCUAGUUCCAGGACAUAUGAGAUUAUUCCACCGGUGAAUUGGGGGAUUCGGAUUGUGCCGGAGAAGAGGGCGUUUGUGAUUGAACGAUUCGGGAAGUACGUUAAGACUCUUCCAUCUGGAAUCCAUUUUUUGAUUCCUCUUGUUGAUCGUAUCGCUUAUGUGCAUUCCCUCAAGGAGGAGGUUAUUAACAUCCCUGAUCAGAGUGCAAUUACCAGGGACAAUGUCACCAUCCUCUUCGAUGGUGUGCUUUACGUCAAGAUUGUGGAUCCUAAGCUCGCGUCUUAUGGGGUGGAGAAUCCCAUUUAUGCUGUCAUUCAGCUGGCACAAACGACAAUGCGUAGUGAGCUUGGUAAGAUUACCCUUGAUAAGACAUUUGAGGAAAGAGACACACUCAAUGAAAAAAUUGUGGAGGCCAUUAAUGUGGCUGCAAAAAGUUGGGGUCUGGAGUGCCUUCGAUAUGAAAUAAGGGAUAUAUCUCCUCCACGUGGAGUGAGGGCAGCUAUGGAGAUGCAAGCAGAAGCAGAAAGAAAAAAGAGAGCACAAAUUCUUGAGUCUGAAGGAGAAAGACAGGCUCAUAUAAACAUUGCUGAUGGAAAGAAGAAUUCAGUGAUCUUAGCAUCAGAAGCUGGGAAGAUUUCAGUGAUCUUAGCAUCAGAAGCUGCGAAGAUGGAUCAAGUUAACAGAGCUCAAGGUGAGGCUGAAGCCAUCCUAGCUAAAGCAAAAGCAACAGCUGAGGGUUUAGCUCACGUCUCAACCGCCCUAAAGGAAAAUGGAGGACCUGAGGCAGCAAGUUUAAGGAUUGCAGAGCAAUAUAUUCAAGCUUUCAGUAACAUAGCCAAGGAGGGCACAACAAUGUUGCUUCCUAGUUCUGCAUCAAAUCCUGCUAACAUGAUGGCCCAAGCGCUUACUAUGUAUAAAAGCCUGCUUGGCAACGUUUCUAGUGAUAAGCAGGGUGGAAAUAUGCCCCUUUCAGUAUCAGCAAAAUUGGAAGGAAAUGAUACCUCGGGGGAGGAGGAGGUUAAAGGCAAGACCUCCACAACUGCCAAUGUAACUAAUGAAAGCCAAGAUUAUCAUGGAAAAUCUGGAUUUUCACUUCAGACCCCACCAAAAAGGGAAUAGUCUUUGAUUUGUAGGAGUUACUAUUUCCAAGAAUUCAAUUUUUUUUAGCUUGUGGAUGUUACAGUAAAUUGAAUUCGGACUUUGGAGAGAAGAAAGCAAAAGAGUUAGGAGGGACUUUGCAUUGCUAGUUAUUGUGGAAUUCAUCACAUGGUACACGUUAUAUUGAUCACUGGACUUUCUUUAAUUCACUUUUUGUGUUUCUUU